AUGUCCGCCGAGAGGAAGAACUGCGGAAGCGAGUAUCGACACUAUGGCAUGGAGCCUCCACAUGAGCUGUCAAUGCUCCUGACCCUGGUCGUCCAGCUGGGAGUUGCGUUGGUCUCUCCAGCUCUGUCGGGUGACAUACAGAGCCAUAUUCUGCGCUUCAGUUCUGUCGACCGCAGCCCGAAGUCCCAAGCUGGCAAGAAGCUUCAAUUGUUCGGUGUGCUCAUGACCGUCAAGAUGUCCUACCACACCACAGUGCAUGAAGUUCAGAUUGCGUGA
Messenger RNA from Fulvia fulva, 276 nucleotides. RefSeq lists its product as uncharacterized. The record is from RefSeq and is a predicted model, not a curated record. The transcript is spliced from 2 exons. Lineage: Eukaryota; Fungi; Ascomycota; Dothideomycetes; Mycosphaerellales; Mycosphaerellaceae. Bases 1 to 276 code for a protein of 91 amino acids.